Molecule: messenger RNA, 1591 nt
Organism: Opisthorchis viverrini
Lineage: Eukaryota; Metazoa; Platyhelminthes; Trematoda; Opisthorchiida; Opisthorchiidae
Exons: 5
Biological process (GO): protein localization to plasma membrane
Cellular component (GO): apical plasma membrane
Molecular function (GO): protein-membrane adaptor activity; protein binding
Source: RefSeq, a predicted model, not a curated record
AUGUCAAGAAAGAAACACUUGAAGGCUGGACUGGAAGAACCACGGACAUCAGAGGACGCGAAACGAUUAAGCGUUCCGAGUGACCUGGAAUCCUGUCCUGCCGUACCCGUCAACCGUCUCGAUACAAUGGCUCCUCCAUAUUUGCCCGUUUCAUCACAGCAACCUCUAUUGACGCCCACAAUCGAGAACAUUCGAAGCCCAGUAGUCCCAAGUAGGAGUGUUCCAAGUCAACCCUCAAAAUCCAUCGCCCUUCAUCCAGGUGUUUCCACAUUUAUGGGCUUGCCAAAAACCAACAAGGCCCUGAACAAUAUGCAGUUGUAUAAUUUGGACUGUCCAAAUAAUGAACUGCGUCGAGUACAGAAGUUAUCUGUUUUAUAUUCGAAGGUAAGGCCUGUAGUUGUAUCGUUUCCUUCUAACACUCUGCAGUUUAUCAUUUCCCGUGGACCUAAAGGCUUUGGCUUUACUCUUUCUGGUGGUUGUCCGGUGUACGUGAGUUAUGUGGAACCGGGGUCACCAGCGCUGCAGUGCGGCGUGAAAGCUGGAGACUACAUCAUGGCUGUCGAUCGAUUUAACGUGUCGCGAUCAAGUGCUGACAGCGUUGUCCGGCUGUUCAGAUCGGCUCAAAAUUCCGUUUGCGUCACCAUUUGCCGAUCGAUAACUUACAACGUUCAACUACUGCCAACCUCACGGUCUAGUGGCGUCAAAUCAUUGUGUAAUUUUCUCCCUAGUAGUUGCUUCUCCUACGCAAAGAGGAGUGAGUCUAACGGACAGCCACAAGCAAACAUCGAAGUAGCGCCAAACUCUUACGCGCAGCUUCUACCGGAUGGUUGUCCAACAUUCACCGCCCUGAACAACCGACUGAUCCCAGUGUUUCAACCAAACACCCAACAAUCAUUCUCGAAUCCCACGAAUAACGCCUUCGGUCUCCCAAACUCCCACUCUUCAUAUCACGUGACGAACACUGCAGAUAAUCCACUUUCGCCCAGACUACCCAGCUCAAAAACAGAGAACCGGUUGAUGGAGUUGGGGAGUUACGUUCGACCUAACUCACCUAACCUCAAUUCCGUAUCGACCUACUCGCAGCAGACGAAUGAGACGAACUCCCCGGGAUUUUGGGAGACACCCGUGGACUUGAAUUUGAAGGAUCAGUGCAAUGACUCACAUCCAAACACAUCCUCGAUGAAUCCGACAGCGGUCCGUCUGCCCAAAUCAAAAUCCAACUUUACAGUAUGUUCAUCCACUGGACCCACAGAAGCCACCACCCGACAAGCCUGUCCCACGAUUUUUCAAAACGCACGUGCACAGCUGAAGAGCCCUGUGUGUAUUGACCCGCACGGUCAACCAAUUGUGAACUGUUUGAAAUACGUCAGUCACGUACAACCGGUGGACUUCCGGGUCUAUUCUGCGCGUUUGGAACACUAUGGUUGCCUUAACUUGCUCGAAUACUCCAGCUGUUCUAAAGUAGAUUUACUCAUGUUCCCCGAGUUGCUCCUGAUUGCCCAACGAGCCCCGAACCGGUUCUUCACUGUGAUCAAAGAUCCCAUCUACAAUACAAAAAUCUGCUACGUCAACAUACCUCCAUAUGCUUCAG